Molecule: messenger RNA, 1621 nt
Organism: Macrosteles quadrilineatus (aster leafhopper)
Lineage: Eukaryota; Metazoa; Arthropoda; Insecta; Hemiptera; Cicadellidae
Exons: 4
Coding region: 1-1575 (524 amino acids)
Biological process (GO): proteasome-mediated ubiquitin-dependent protein catabolic process; multicellular organism development
Cellular component (GO): cytoplasm
Molecular function (GO): zinc ion binding; ubiquitin protein ligase activity; ubiquitin conjugating enzyme binding
Source: RefSeq, a predicted model, not a curated record
AUGUACGCGUGCUUCGCAACGGGAAGAUUUACCAUACCCCUUAACACUCCCCCUGGUGGUCGUAGUGGUGGUGUAGGUGUCGACUGUGUGUUUACCGUGGAGACCGCAGGUCCGGGGUUCGAGCAUGUCUCAUUCGCCGCCGUGUUUGAACGAAUCUUCACCAGUCUCACCCACACCCACACCCACGGCCAGAGUGGCCUUAACCUUCUAAAGCUGAGUACACUGUCCACCUUCCAAACAACAGACCCCAGACACAUCCAAGUUACUGUAGCAGAUGAUACCUUGCAGUCCGGCCUGACCUUGACUUUUAACCUUCUAAAGCUGACUACACUGUCCACCUUCCAAACAACAGACCCUAGACACAUCCAAGUUACUGCAGCAGAUGAUACCUUGCAGUCCGGCCUGACCUUGACACUUGACCUUAUAAAGUUGACUACACUGUCCACCUUCCAAACAACUGACCCUAGACACAUCCAUGUUACUGUAGCAGAUGAUACCUUGCAGUCCGGCCUGACCUUGACUUUUAACCUUCUAAAGCUGACUACACUGUCCACCUUCCAAACAACAGACCCUAGAAACAUCCAAGUUACCGUAGCAGGUGAUACUUUGCAGUCCGGCCUGACCUUGACAAUUGACCGUCUAAAGUUGAACACACUGUCCACCUUCCAAACAACAGACCCUAGUCACAUCCAAGUUACUCUGCUAGAUGGCCAUCUUCUACUCAGUCUGUGUGUCUGUGUGUUGGAGAGUGGGGCCGCCGCUGCUGCUAUGGACGAGACAAACACGAGGACCUCGCUGACGAUGGAGGAUUACCAGAAGAUGUUAGCCACCAUCGACAGUACAGCCAAGUGUCCCGUGUGUCUAGAGAGAGUACGCAGCCCUACUACUCUAUGUAACAACGGUCACGCUAUAUGUCGCCAGUGCAAGCAGACGCAGCAACACUGCCCUACUUGCAGGGCACCCUUCUCCCGAAUCAACCCUGUGUUCCUCAACGCCCUCAUGGACCUUCUACCCUCUCAGUGUCGUAACUCCUACAGAGGAUGCACCCUAGUGUUGGACAGAGAGUCGCUCAUCGACCACGAGAGGGAGUGUCGGUUCAGGAUGGAAAAGUGUAAAGUGCGAGGAUGUUCAUGGCAAGAUGAAAUUACUGGACUGCUAGACCACGUGGCCUCAACACACCCCAAGUCUUUCCUUACUUCCCCAGCUGUUGUGAGAGCUCCUGACUUUAUCGUCUCUGAUGAAGAGUACUCAGCCUCUUUGGUAGCUGUAGAGGACUGCCUCUUCUGGGUGCACAUCACCAACAACUUCUACAAGAAGCAGAUCCCCGUGAUCGUCCAGUGGCUACAGCGGGAGUCCAGGGUGUCCAGAGUCCUAUGUGACGUCACUGUGGUCAAGGAUCACUUCAGCUUCUGCUACUCCCAGACUUUAGACUCCGUGGAGCCUGUGGAGCAAGCACUGUGCUCCACCCUCGCCAAGCAGUUCCUCGUCACUCCAAACUCCAUCUUCCCCAACUUCAUCAGUUCCAAGUACGAAGUAGAGAUCAGAUUUGACAUUCGCCUUGAGUGCGAUAAGUGACGUGUCUUUGUGAGUUGGAAACAAAGGACUUUUAACCAAUUUGAUU